GUCCGGCCGCCGCCAUCUUGGUCGUGGGCGUCGCGAGAGGGCUGCGCCAUGCCGUCGUCGCCGCUGCGGGUGGCCGUGGUUUGCUCGAGUAACCAGAACCGCAGCAUGGAGGCGCACAACAUCCUCAGCAAACGAGGAUUUAGCGUGCGCUCCUUUGGAACCGGGACUCAUGUGAAGCUUCCAGGACCAGCGCCCGACAAGCCGAAUGUUUAUGAUUUCAAAACCACUUAUGAUCAGAUGUACAAUGAUCUUCUUAGGAAAGACAAGGAACUCUACACGCAGAACGGGAUCCUGCACAUGCUGGACAGGAACAAACGCGUCAAGCCGCGGCCGGAGCGCUUCCAGAGCUGCAAGGACCCGUUUGACCUCAUCCUCACCUGUGAGGAGCGGGUCUACGACCAGGUGGUGGAGGACCUGAAUUCAAGGGAACAGGAGACCUGCCAGCCAGUGCACGUGGUCAACGUGGACAUUCAGGACAACCAUGAGGAGGCCACCCUGGGGGCCUUCCUCCUCUGCGAGCUCUGCCAGUGUAUCCAGCACACGGAGGACAUGGAGAACGAGCUCGAGGAGCUGCUGCAGGAGUUUGAGGAGAAGAGCGGCCGCGCCUUCCUGCACACCGUGUGUUUCUACUGAGCUUCCUGCUCGUCUCCCCUGCCCGCCCCGCACCAAUAAACUCUGCCUGGGCA
This is a messenger RNA of Ochotona curzoniae (black-lipped pika), 686 nucleotides long. RefSeq names its product SSU72 homolog, RNA polymerase II CTD phosphatase (gene SSU72). Gene Ontology annotation, cellular component: nucleus; mRNA cleavage and polyadenylation specificity factor complex. The record is from RefSeq and is a predicted model, not a curated record. The transcript has 5 exons. The coding region runs from base 49 to 633 and encodes 194 amino acids. Gene Ontology annotation, molecular function: RNA polymerase II CTD heptapeptide repeat phosphatase activity. Lineage: Eukaryota; Metazoa; Chordata; Mammalia; Lagomorpha; Ochotonidae. Gene Ontology annotation, biological process: termination of RNA polymerase II transcription.